AUGCUCGCGCUUCGUUCGGCUCCAAAAUCUUCCAACUCCAAGGAGGCAUUGACAGGGAACUGUACCCCCAAUAUACUCCCAUGUCGCAUUCACUACGACGGACCCAUUGACACCUCCAAGCGUCACUGGCAUGCUAUCAAUGAUGAGAAGGAGGACAAACAGACUGCUUACUUUCGUGGCCGCAAAUUGCAAGGUCGGACGGUACAGCUGCCGGAGGCCUAUCAAGGAGUAGUCGCAUUUCCAACGGAUCGUAUGGUUCCAGCGGCCAACAGAGAGGGCGCCGUGCCCGAAGAACCCGUUAAAAUUCUCGAAUCUCAGGCUACGUUUGAUCAAUUUGUUGUUUGGGGCCAUGAGAAUCUGCCUGCCGCCGAUGAUACGUUUGUGAAAGGGGUGAAUGAAUGGAUAAAACUUGCAGAAGCAAUGCAUGGGGACUCUCGGGAACCGGAGACGAUCACGCAAUGA
This is a messenger RNA of Talaromyces stipitatus ATCC 10500, 462 nucleotides long. RefSeq lists its product as uncharacterized. The transcript has 4 exons. Gene Ontology annotation, cellular component: ribonuclease H2 complex. NCBI's taxonomy places the organism in Eukaryota, Fungi, Ascomycota, Eurotiomycetes, Eurotiales, Trichocomaceae. Gene Ontology annotation, biological process: RNA catabolic process. Bases 1 to 462 code for a protein of 153 amino acids. The record is from RefSeq and is a predicted model, not a curated record.